UUUAUGGUCAGCUUUUUCUUUUGUGGACUUAGAAACGAGGUGUAGUGGACUUUGCCAGUUGGAUUAAAAAUUCAUCUGCCCAUGGUGCCAUUUUGCAGUUCCGAUCAGACAUCAGAGAAUUGGUGACUUGCCAACAGAUGGAUAACCAGGGGAGCAAGUACGACGUGUUCUUGAGCUUUAGAGGCGAAACACGCAGGGGCAUCACGGACCAUCUCUACCAUAGAUUAAACGACCACAACUUCAAUGUCUUUCGGGACAAGGACAAAUUGAUUUGUGGGGAUGUUAUAGAAGAAAGUCUGAAUCAAGCAAUCAAAGAGUCCAGGCUUGCUGCCAUCAUGUUCUCAAAGGGGUAUGCGGAGUCCAGAUGGUGUCUUGACGAGCUGGUGGAGAUCAUGGAGUGCAGAAGAACACUGGGUCAACUUGUUUUUCCGAUUUUCUUCGAUGUUGCUCCUUCAGAUGUCAGGCAUCAGACUGGUAGUUUUGAACCCGCGUUUCGGAACCAUCGACAAAGGUUUGAGGCUGAAAAAGUCCGGCAGUGGAGCAAUGCUCUCCAAGAAGCUGCAAACUUGAACGGCAAGGAUUUUUCAGAGACUGACAGGUAUGAAGCAGAGUUUAUCACGGAAGUUGUUGACCAGAUCACUAGAAAACUGAAGAAACCACGCCUUAAUGAAGCCAGGUAUAAAGUUGGAAUAGAUUCUCGCGUGCAAAAAAUCAGUACUUAUUUAAAUGUUGGAGGAUCAGAGGGUGUUCGCAUAAUUGGAAUUUGGGGGAUGGGCGGACUAGGUAAGUCCACGAUCGCAAAAGCUAUUUUCAAGAAAUACUACCACGAGUUUGAUGGUGCAUGUUUUCUUCAAAAUGUGAGAGAAGAUAAGAAACUGGUUAAUUCGCAAAACAAACUUCUGUAUGAUGUUUUGGGACCGGGCCACAGAAAGGUGCAUAUGGCCGAUGAAGGGACCGAGGAGAUAGAAACAAGACUUCGCAAGAAAAGCGUUCUUGUCAUAGUUGAUGAUAUAGACUCUGUGUCACAGAUAGAUAUAUUAGCUAUAAGACAUGACUCGUUUGGUCCAGGAAGUAGAAUUGUUAUAACAACAAGAGAUAAACAUUUGUUACAGAUACCUGGAGUGGUGGAUGAGGUAUGUUCUCUGCCGGCAAUGAAUAACGAUGAAGCUCUUGAGCUCCUUAGUUGGCGUGCCUUUGGAAAGAGUUCUCCUAAUGAAGGAUAUCUCGAAGUCUCAAGAAAAGCUGUUGAUUAUUGUGGGGGUUUACCAUUUGCACUUGAAGCCGUAGGUUCUUACCUAUGUAAAAGAGACACAGAGAGAUGGACAAGUGCACUGGAGAAAUGGAAUGAAUCACAGCAUAAUUCGGAUAUUCACGAAAUUCUUAAGAUAAGUUAUGACGGGCUUAAGGAUAGCGAGUGGGAGGAUAUAUUCCUUGAUAUAUCCUGUUUCUUUACUGGAAUGGACAAGGACCGUGUCAUGGCAAUAUUGAAUGGGUGUUACCCUGAUCCAGCAACAGGUAUUGAAGUACUCCAGCAGCGAUGCCUUGUAACUGAUGAUCCAAAUGGCAAUCUGAUGAUGAUGCACCGUUUGAUUCGGGACAUGGGCAGAGAAAUCGUACGUGCUAAAUCCCCUAAGAAGCUUGAAAGUCGUUGUAGAUUGUGGAAUCAUCCAGAUGUAAUAAAAGUAUUGAGGAAAAAACAUGGAACGGUAGAAAUCGAAGGAAUCGCUUUAGAUUCUCCAGAAUCUGACAUGCUUAGCUUCGAUACAGAAAUAUUCACAGAUAUGUCGAAACUGAGAUUACUCAAUAUAAAAGGCGUAAAGAUCACUGGAAAAUGCAAAGAUCUUCCCGAAGAGUUAAGAUGGUUAAGUUUGUCUUACUUUUCUCUGCAGGUGCAGUUUAAUCAACCAAACUUAGUUGACAUCGACCUGAGUGGUAGCAAUAUAGAACUCUGGAAUGACAACGUGUCACUUGAAAUGUUGAAGUUUCUCAAUCUUGGUUAUUGUGCUCAACUGAAACAGUCACCAGACUUUUCAGGAAUCCCAAAUAUUGAGAUAUUGAUACUCAAAGCCUGUAAGAGUUUGUCAAUUAUUCACCGCUCUGUUGGACUAUUGGAGAACCUUAAGUAUUUUUCUGUUGAUCAUUGCAAAAGCCUUCAGGAAAUUCCAAAUUUACCAACAAAUUUGGAAAUCUUGAAAGCCAAUGAGUGCAUCGCAUUGGAAAAGAUGCCAGAUUUUUCAGCAAUGUCGAGAAUGAAAGGACUGCAUCUGAAUCACUCCCCCAAGCUCACUGAAAUUACAGGCUUGUGUAAGUCAUUAGACUCCAUGAAAAGGAUUCGUAUGGAAGGGUGUACCAAUCUCACUGCUGCUUUUAAAAAUGAAAUCCUACAGGGAAUGAGCGCGAACAGAAAUGGUGUUCUUUUUCCUCCCGAAAUAGGGGUUUACCUGGAGCAGGAAAAUUUAGUCAAUCAAUUUUCCAGUCUUAUGACACGUUGAAGUGCGUAAAAGAAAUUGAUGUCGCAUAUAGUGGAGACUUAUACCGAGGAUUUCAGAGGCCAGGCACCGCAAGGUGGUUACGAGUCGACGAUGUAUUAUUGAGUGGGCUUUGUUUUCUAACCUAUAUUAUGUUUAUAUAGUUUCCAGAGUGAUUUUAUGAAUGUUUUACAUCAUGCCACGCUAUUAUUUAGAAAUGUUAUUUGUUGAGGUCGAUUUGAGAUUUAUGAAAUUAUUUUGGCAUGAU
Molecule: messenger RNA, 2736 nt
Organism: Pyrus x bretschneideri (Chinese white pear)
Lineage: Eukaryota; Viridiplantae; Streptophyta; Magnoliopsida; Rosales; Rosaceae
Product: disease resistance protein RPV1
Exons: 5
Coding region: 138-2492 (784 amino acids)
Biological process (GO): defense response; signal transduction
Molecular function (GO): ADP binding
Source: RefSeq, a predicted model, not a curated record